GGCUAUCCAGACAUGAAUUUGAAUGAUGAUGGCGGCACAGAUGGAAAAAAUUCACACCAUAACACAGGAAACAAAGGAUCUAUGUGCACAGUCAGAGCUGGGUCCAGAAGUCUUCCUCGGUAUCCGCUGGUUAUCAUGUGUUUAGGACUGCUAAACGCUAUUCUGAUGUUAACUGCUAUUGUUAUUGGAAUUUUCUGUGGCAACGUCAGUGAGGAAUCUCAUCCACACCAAAUAACAGCAGAAGCGCUCAUUGUAGAGGUGAAACAACUUCAGAAAAUGCAGACCGAAGCAAUUAAAGCUCAAGAAGAGGCCCAACAAGCAUUAGAGGAACAGCUCAGGAACCAUCAGCAACUAAAACUGCAGUUAGAGCAGAACAAGACAGCCAGUGACAGCUUUCAGAGGCAGCUUGAGAUACUUCAAAUGGAGAAAGCAACACUGCAGUCCAGUACAUCUGAUAUUCGGGGAAAUUGCGGACGAUGCCAGUCAGAGUGGCUCUUGUUUAACACAUCAUGCUACUUCCAUUCUAUAUCAGCAUCCAAUCCUAGAAAGAACUGGACUGACAGCAGGGCGGACUGCAUCAGGCGUGGGGGCGAUCUGGCUGUGAUUGAUAGCUUGGAGGAGCAGCUCAAUCUUUUUGAGUACCUACCCAAACUGGAUAAAAGCAUUCGCCCAUGGUGGAGAAAGCCAGGGACUUGGAUUGGCCUGAUCGAUUUUCAUGGAGAAGGCAGUUGGGUGUGGAUAAAUAAUGUGACACUUCACAAUCAAGGGUACUGGAUACCAGGCCAGCCCAACAACCACGGAGUAGGUGGUCAACGAUGUGGAGCAAUUAUGAACAUUGAGAACCCAAUGGCAACGUGGUAUGAUGCAACCUGCCCAGUUGAAAAGGAAUAUUUAUGUGAAAUGGAACCCAACUAGCUGUGGAGAGCACGGCGGUCUGUAUCCAGGCUGAGUUUUAGUCAACUCAUGAUAUGAUGCUCUUGACUAACACACUGAUGCUUUUCAUGAACACUUUAUUAAUACAACAGAUGUUUUUUUUUAUUCUUAUUGAUGUUUAUUUUCUGUUGCCAUAACUUCUUUUGUCACUGCUUGGUUAAAAUUCUUUUAAAGUUGAUUUAUUCUUAGCAGUGGUGGAAAAAGUAUUGAGAUGUUUUACUCAAGUAAUGAAGUUAAAAAAAAACUCUAUUAAAAGUCCUGCACUGACAAAAUGUUACUCAAGUAAAAGUAGAGAAUUAUUAGCAUUAAAAGGUGGUGAAAGUAUGAAAAGUAAAAGUACUCGUUAUGCAGAAUGACCCCAGUCAGAGGGUUUUAUAUGUAUAUUAUUAUUGGUGUGUUAAUGUAAGCAGUGUUUUAUUGUUAUCACGGCAGGGCUACUUGUAACAAACUAGUUUAAUUUAUAAGCAUGCAUAAUAGGUUUUAAAUUGAUCAAAUGUUUUAACUGUUAAAAUGUGACUUAAAUUUAACUGGUAACUAAAGCUGUCAGAUAACAACUAUAAAUGUCAUGACAUGACAGAGGACUUGUCUUACUGUCUCUGUUAUUCCUGUGACUUGUCCUCUGGCAGCACCAGUCAGUCCAAACUUUUUUUUGUCCAGUACCUGCAAAAGUAAUGACAUUCCCAUCAGCCUCAGGUACACUUUGCAUUUGGGAGUAAUUAGCAAAUGUUAGCAUGCUUAACUUUGUUGGUGAACAUGGCAUUAGCAUUGCAACUGUGUACAUGUUAGUAUGCUGAGACUUUUAUUGUAGUCUUAUUAUGAUGUAACCUUGACAUACAGUGCAUAUACAAAAGAGCUUUGGUUCCUAAAUGUGUUUUUUCUGUGUGUAAAUAAAGUCUGAGUGAAUGAAUUACAAA
This is a messenger RNA of Epinephelus lanceolatus (giant grouper), 1847 nucleotides long. RefSeq lists its product as uncharacterized. The record is from RefSeq and is a predicted model, not a curated record. Lineage: Eukaryota; Metazoa; Chordata; Actinopteri; Perciformes; Serranidae.